This is a messenger RNA of Truncatella angustata, 675 nucleotides long. Its product is annotated as short-chain dehydrogenase. The transcript has a single exon. Lineage: Eukaryota; Fungi; Ascomycota; Sordariomycetes; Amphisphaeriales; Sporocadaceae. The record is from RefSeq and is a predicted model, not a curated record. The coding region runs from base 1 to 675 and encodes 224 amino acids.
AUGAACAAGACAACACUACAGAGCACUAAGGAAGCAAUCUUGGAAAUCAAUCCCAGAGCGCAAGUCACCGCCCGCGUGGGCGACGUAGCAGAUGAGGCUUUCGUAAGCUCUUUUGUUGACCAAGUCGCAAAGGAGCACUCCCGUCUCGACUAUGCGGUCAACUGUGCUGGCAUUUUGAAGGAGUCUCUUCGGUCCACCGAGACCCCUGUCUCUACGUUUGAUGCCAUUACCAACGUCAACUACAGGGGAACAUGGUUGUCUUCCAGGGCCGUGCUGUCGCAUAUGUUGAAGCAGAAAGCGCUGCCCGAGCACCCAAACUUCCAAGGAGCCAUCGUCAACAUUGCAAGUCAGCUUGGUAUAGUAGCAAGACCUGGCGCCGCAGCUUACUGUGCAUCCAAGGCUGCCAUCAUCAACUUGACGCGGGCCGAUGCAAUAGAUUAUUCGCAAGAUGGAAUUCGCGUCAACUGCGUCUGUCCUGGUGUGAUUGAGACACCUAUGACCACAAGCUCCGAAGAAAUGAAGAAGACGUUGAGGCCUGCGAUAGAUAUCGCUCCGAUGCGCCGGAUGGGCACAGCUGAUGAGGUUGCUCACGCUGUCUUGUUCCUUUGCUCUCCAGAGGCGUCCUUUGUUCAGGGCCACGCUUUAGUUGUUGAUGGAGGAUACACUAUUAACUAG